AUGUCUAGGCUUUUGAGACAGCCCAUUUCUGGAGCCGCUAGUAGCCCCCAGAUUGUUUUGGUGGGGUGCUCAUGGUGCGCAUUGAUCCAAUAUUUAGACUUUCUUCGUCUCCAAAGACUUGACGAGGUGAACAUGCCAUCCUCGGGGUCGUGCCUGGCGCUUCGUCCCACGGAGAAAGUCACAGUCAUUCUACGUGACGAGCACUAUCAACCGUCGCCCCAAGACGAUUGGUCGUGGGGCUUCAAGGUGGAUGAGCCAGAGAAGGAGGGCUGGUUUCCGACAUUGUCCUAUUCGCUUUACAUUGCUUUGCGUGCAGAGUCUGCGGACUUGCAUAAUGAUCCAGGCGUCAGAAGUGUGAAAGAGGGCGAUAUUUUGGUGGCGCACGUGCAGAGGGGCAAGUACGUCUUUGGCAAGCUUUUGCCGAAACUUGCUUUAUGA
Molecule: messenger RNA, 438 nt
Organism: Durusdinium trenchii
Lineage: Eukaryota; Dinophyceae; Suessiales; Symbiodiniaceae
Source: the annotation of a GenBank genome assembly